Molecule: messenger RNA, 610 nt
Organism: Gamsiella multidivaricata
Lineage: Eukaryota; Fungi; Mortierellomycota; Mortierellomycetes; Mortierellales; Mortierellaceae
Exons: 2
Coding region: 71-535 (154 amino acids)
Source: RefSeq, a predicted model, not a curated record
CGUCAUUCGAGUUCGGGUCUUUCAUGCGCAAGUACGUGGUUCCAUGUCUAAGCGUCAGUAUUGACUUUCUAUGCGCAGCGGUCGCAGCAUGAGGGAUCAAUGCGUCAAGUCGACACGCGACGCAGCGCUUGAAGCCAACUGUCCUAUGAAUGACCAUAUACUGAGAAUGACCGCCAUGUCAAGGCAUUCCUUCUGUAUGCCCACCAUUAUCCUUGGGUACUCCAUUCUGCUUGCCGGUGCGUUUCAACUGGGAUACAUCCGCGGCAGAGAAUCUCACCACUGUGUUUCGUUUCAUAUCCAUCACAACCAAGACGAGGACAACCAAAGCCAGGGUCAGAUGGCAAGAUGUACCUGUGUAUGCGGAAGCGAUCACCCUCUAUCGACUGCCCGUUAUUCUGAGAACACUAAGGACAACAAUGUUCACCAGAACCUGGAUAGACUCGAGGCAUACUUAAGCCCAAGAUUGAAAGUCAACAGCGACAUUCGGCUUUCUUUUGUCAACAAAAAGAGGUGCCCUCGAAAGCCUUACAGAUAGGCAUAGAUACCGAACUCUUUUGCACGCCAGACAACAGCAGCAAUAAAGCACAGAUGAAAACAAUAUACAAUCUGG